CGUUGCUACGCGUCAAGUCUGGUCACGUCGGUUUUAAAGCCUGCAUUGAAAGCGCCGGCACCACCCGGGAAGAGGGUUCCCAAGGGACCCAGGACCAAACAACCUUCCAGAAGCAAUCAGCCGUACCUGAGUCAGGACGCGGACAUGAUGCAAUGUAUAGCCUUCGCCACGGCGGAUGAGUACAAUCUACCCUCGCUUGCUGUCGACCUGACGCGACACGGCUUCCGAGAAGUCGACUUCCCUCGAGACGCCUCCAACGUGUUGGUGACAAGUUCCGACAUGAGCGCCAAAGCGGACGACGCUUCUCUCAUCUUCUUCUUCAGGGAAGGCUCGGUGGUUUUCUGGAACGCGGAAGACAAAACGCUGAAGACGGUGUUGCGGAUAUUGGAGCGUCAUGAGAGUCAGCCAUACGAAGUAGCCUUGGUCCAUUGGGAAAACGAGGAGAUCAACUACAUGUACGGCGAGGGAAACACCAAACUAGAGCACGGAAACUUUAUUUUGAGCAAGAACCUGGAGGGGCAAGAGCUGGUUCUGGAGAAGUUCGCCUUCUCCAACGCUUUGUGUUUGUCAGUCAAGUUGGCCAUAUGGGAAGUGUCGCUGGAUAACUUUGUGGAGUCCAUUCAGUCCAUCCCCGAGGCACUCAAGGCGGGUGCCAGAGUGAAGUUGUCUUCGGCGGACGUCAUGCAGAAGAUUGGCCAGCUCUUCACCUUGAGACAUUGCAUCAACCUGAGCUCCGACCUCCUGCUCACGCCCGACUUUUACUGGGACCGCGAGAACCUGGAGAAGAUUUACGACAAGACCUGCCAAUUCCUCAGCAUUAACCGUAGGGUCAAGGUGGUUAACGAGAAGCUGGAGCACUGCACGCAGCUGACCGACCUAAUGAGGAGUCACCUGAGCGAUAAGCACAGCUUAAGGCUGGAGUGGAUGAUCGUCAUCCUCAUCACCAUCGAAGUGUUGUUUGAAGUGGUGCGAAUGAUCUGGUGA
Messenger RNA from Nerophis lumbriciformis (worm pipefish), 984 nucleotides. The record is from RefSeq and is a predicted model, not a curated record. Lineage: Eukaryota; Metazoa; Chordata; Actinopteri; Syngnathiformes; Syngnathidae.